GGCUCAACAUGUUCAAAAUAUCCAACUUAGAGCCACGCAGUUUCGGAUAAAGUUGCUCAACGCUGAGAAAGAUAUGGCAGAAGGUGGAGUUGAUACUCCGCCCUGGGCAUCACGUAUUCAGUGCAGAUAUUUUCUUCAUGGUGUUUGUCGCCAAGGAAGUGACUGUCACUAUGCCCAUGACAAAGCCGCAAAACCAUCAAAUGUCUGCCGUUACUAUUUAGCUGGAAGAUGUUCAUAUGGAGCAGGAUGCAGAUAUGAUCACUCUAAACCCAAACCACCAGCAGUGAAACCUACUCCAGUUCAACGAAUAAUGAAUCCUGUACAAAAUACAGAGUUAUCACAACUGAAAAUGACAUCAUUGAAGAAAGGGGGUCAAUCAGAUGUGCCGUCCCUCCCAACCACCCCAAAACCUCCCGAGCAGUGGGUAAAGGCAACAGAAUUUGUUCCUGGAAAACCGUAUAUAUGUUCAUCAAUACCAGCAUCUUAUGCCAAAGCCACCAAAGAUGAAGAAUCUGAUUUGUCACUGUGUUUUGGGGAGGAGCCUGUCUCUAGUGGGCAGUUAUUAUGUCCAUAUUUGGCAAAAGGGGUGUGUCCAUAUGACUCUGAGUGUGAGUAUAUCCAUGGAGACAUGUGUGAGAUGUGUGGAUUGGCUGUUCUGCAUCCAACGGACAAAAUUCAAAGACAAGAACACAUCAAGCUGUGUGAAGCAGAGCUAGAGGAAAACAUGGAACAUUCUUUUGCCAUUGCCCGUAGUAAAGACAAGGCCUGUGGAAUCUGUAUGGACAUUGUGAUGGAGAAGCAGCCCCCUACAGAGCAGAGGUUUGGUAUCAUGUCUGACUGUAAUCACAUCUUCUGUCUCUCCUGUAUCAGAAAGUGGAGAGGUGCUAAACAGUUCGAAAGGAAGAUAGUCAGAGCUUGUCCCGAGUGUAGAGUUAGCUCUAACUUUGUAACACCAAGCAAAUACUGGGUAGAAUCUGAUGAGGAGAAGAAUAAACUGAUUGCUGGCUACAAGGAGGCCCUGAGUAAUAAAUCCUGUAAGUAUUUCAAGCAAGGCUCUGGAGACUGCCCGUUCAAUGACAAAUGUUUCUAUCUCCACGCUCUUCCUGAUGGGACGAUCGCGGAACCUAAGCCUCGCGUCCGUCGUCGUCGACAGAAUGCAGAGGGUGACGUUGAUGUGAUGGGCCGCAUCAAUCUGUGGGACUUUCUGGAGGAAUAUGACAAUCGUUUGGAUCAGCUGUUCCUGUUAGAACUGGAAGCUGAGCUAGAUAAUGUUCUACUGGAUCUCUGGUUCGUGGGAGAUGAGUCCACCGAUGAUGAGGAAUUUUGAUAACACCCUGUAUGUAGUUUACUGGAGAUAGUCCAUUGAAGAUAAGGAAUUUUGAUGAAACCCUGUAUAUUGUUAUUGUAUGAAAUGAAUCUAUUGAUAAUAAUUAAUUUCAUCUUACCCUGUACAUAGAUUGUUCCAUGCUUAUAACAAAAUGUGUAAAUACACUGUAUAAUAUUAUUUUAUGUGAUACUUCUUGUACAUAUAGGUUUAGGUUUUGAAUCGCUGAAUUACUUAUACAUGUGUAUUUAUUAAACCAUAGGUAAGUGACAUUGUUCCUUAAAAUUUAUGCGAGUUAAUUGAAUACACACAUAAUACACUGUAACUAUGUUUUAUGUUGUGUACAAAAACAUCUGGUAUAUUAUAAAAUGUAUGGAAAUGAAUGAAAUAUACAGAAUAUUAGUGUGCUUUUUUGUCACUUAAAGGGACAUGUACACAGUUGCAACUGAUUUUUUUUAAUGUUUACAUUUUCUAGCUAAGACAAUUCCAAUGAUCAGCAAAAAAUUGAACAUUAUUUGUUGAUUUACCACGGAGAUACAGAACUUAAAAUUCUUCAUUAUGUAAACAAGGCUUGUGCUUUGUUUUUGUUUACAUAUAGAAAAUACCAUAAUUUAUAUUAAAAAAAAAUAAAAACAGAUUCAGCAAAUCAAUGGAAAUUGCAGUAUCAUAUUUAGAAUUAACUUCAUUUUAAGAAAAAAUUGCUUUGUUCAAACAUAUAUUAGUAGAUUUGAAUUAUUUAAACAAAAAUAUGUCACAAUCGCUGUUUACAUAUCUAAUUCUGUCUUGUACCUCGACAACUGAAAAUCAAAUUUUUGUUGAUCAUUAUAAAUACCUUAGUUAAAUAUUUGUAAACAUAAAAAUUGGAAAAUCAAUGGAAACUGUAGUAUCAUAUUUAGAAUUAACUUCUUUAAAAAAAAAAAAAUUGCUUUGGUCAAACGUAUAUUAGUAGAUUUAAAUUAUUUAAACAAAAAUAUGUCACAAGCCCUCUUUACAUAUCUAAUUCUGUAUUGUACCUCGAACUGAAAAUCAAAUUUUUGAUGAUCAUUAGAAAUACCUUAGUUAAAUAUUUGUGAACAUAAAAAUUGGAAAAAAAAAUUUUAAUUUUUAGCUGAAACUGUGUCCAUCCCUUUAAGAGAAAAUAUGUGUAAAAGGUUUUAUGAAGAGUUGAAUGCUAAUGACAUGAUCACACAGUAUAUUUGUUCGUGAUUAAGAUGUUGUUCAUGUGACUGUGAUAUCAGUAUGUUUAUCUUCAUUUGUCUUGAUGCAAUUAUAUACUUGUAAAGCAUGUCACUAUACGUUAUGAAAUGUAUAUUCUCCUUUUUCCCAUUUAUGAAGUAAACAGUGCUAAGUUUA
Saccostrea cuccullata (small rock oyster) is the source of this 2677-nucleotide messenger RNA. RefSeq names its product probable E3 ubiquitin-protein ligase makorin-1. Gene Ontology annotation, molecular function: ubiquitin protein ligase activity; metal ion binding. NCBI's taxonomy places the organism in Eukaryota, Metazoa, Mollusca, Bivalvia, Ostreida, Ostreidae. Bases 74 to 1327 code for a protein of 417 amino acids. The transcript is spliced from 7 exons. Gene Ontology annotation, biological process: protein polyubiquitination. The record is from RefSeq and is a predicted model, not a curated record.